CUUGUAUUCUAACUUCUAUGUCUAUGUCUAUCUCUACUUCUACGUUUAUGUUUAAUUUCUAAUUCUCUCACUAUGGCCCGUCAAUCAAGUGUUGAUCUAGACUCGCCCGACCGGCCCUUUGACAACAUCAUCAACUUCCGCGAUGUUGGCCGAUCGGUAAAUCAAUUCUGUCGCAAAGAAAUCCUGAAAGAAGGCGUCUUCUUUCGCAGCGCAAGGCUUGACGAUGCAUCAGAACGAGAUAAACGGCGUCUAGCCGAAGAGCUACACAUUCACACUGUGAUCGACCUCCGGUCAUCAACAGAACACCAAAUGGGGACGCGGAAACGUCGCAGUGAGAAUGCCAACUCAUCUGAGAUCGACUUGACUGAUGCUCCUGUCCCUACAAACCCUGAUGAACACCUGCUUCAGAUCCCUGGUUCUGAUCGUGCCUUGAUCAGUCUCACGGGCAAGGGGUUCGAGCGCGCCUUACUAUGGAAAUUGGACUGGAUGACUUAUCUGAAAGCAAUCGGCCUGGUAACAACAGGCUACCGCAAUGAUGCAGUUCGUCUAGUAUGUGGACAGGUGAUGCAACCACGCGGGUUAACAGGGUUAGCCCAAGAUACGCUAGAUUCGAGCAUGACAGAGAUGCGCGCAGUCUUUGAGCUACUGGCUCGUGAAGAGAGCUAUCCUACUCUAGUGCAUUGCACGCAAGGCAAAGAUCGGACGGGACUGGUUGUUCUGCUGAUGCUACUUCUCGCUGGUGAUGCCGUGCCAACUGAGGCUGUUGUUGAUGAUUACAGUAGGUCUGAGCUGGAACUUGUUCCUGAGUUUGAGGAGCGCAUAAAGGAGAUUCGGGCGCUUGGGCUUGGGGAGGAUUAUACGCGUUGUCCACCUGGCUUUGUUACUGAUACUACUGAGUAUCUGACAGAUCGGUAUGGCGGUGUUGAGGGGUAUCUGGAGAGGAUUGGCAUUGACGCUAGGAUGCAGGAGCGCAUUCGGUGGAAGUUGUUGGCUUGACGUGGUAUUUUGGUUCAUUUUUCUUUCUUGAGAGAGUUGUACAUUCUUGUCUCUCUGUAUUUCGAUAUGGGAAUUGUAAAUACGUUAAUUACCCUGGCAUACUUGGGAUUGGAAGCAUUGACAUAGCAAAGAAUGAAGCUUAUUGGACUUGAAUGUUGAAACAGCAAAUUGACGAUCACAUUAG
This is a messenger RNA of Penicillium canescens, 1180 nucleotides long. RefSeq names its product tyrosine-protein phosphatase. The coding region runs from base 73 to 996 and encodes 307 amino acids. NCBI's taxonomy places the organism in Eukaryota, Fungi, Ascomycota, Eurotiomycetes, Eurotiales, Aspergillaceae. The transcript has 5 exons. Gene Ontology annotation, molecular function: phosphoprotein phosphatase activity. Gene Ontology annotation, biological process: dephosphorylation. The record is from RefSeq and is a predicted model, not a curated record.